This is a messenger RNA of Armigeres subalbatus, 1293 nucleotides long. RefSeq lists its product as uncharacterized. Lineage: Eukaryota; Metazoa; Arthropoda; Insecta; Diptera; Culicidae. The record is from RefSeq and is a predicted model, not a curated record. The transcript is spliced from 4 exons. Bases 24 to 1229 code for a protein of 401 amino acids.
AUUCGAGAAAUCUGACUCAUACAAUGGAGAACUUCGUGGCUGCUGAUUUGAGUAUCCCAAUGAAUACCAACGCGAAUGUUAUUGUACUGAAUGAACCGUAUUCUUCGAGUCAAACUGUCUGUCCCCGUGCGUCGAUGGCAUAUGACGAAAACUGCGAGCCCACUAUUACACAGCAAACAACUUCACAGAAGAUACAAAAUGUAUCCUUGGUACAACAUGCUAAGCCCUCGGUCAACUCUCAUAUGAUCGAAGCAACGCUUAUUCAUCCACAAGCAUCUGCUUUAUUGCCCGUGCAACACAACACCAAUUCUUGCACCUUAACGUCUCAAGUCAACCAAAUUCAUGUUCCUGCGGAUCAGUUGCCAACAUCCAGUAAAAUCAUCAGAGGUACAUCACCUGAACAAACAGUGUUGGGUGACGGAAAGGGUUAUUUACAGGACGAAAAUAUGUUUUAUCAGUAUGCAGACGAGAACAACACAUCAGCCUUACAAAUAACAGGGUCGAUGAGCUACGAGCAAAUGAAAGCAGAUCUUAAAGUGUUCAUCGAAACGACUGUCACAAAAUCUGUCGAGAAAGCUUUUGAAACUAACUUCGCGCGUUAUGCUGCUCUGUCUGAUAUUGAAGCAAGGGAGAACUCCGCCAAGUCCGAAGAUGACAUCGUCGAAAAUCACACGCUCAUAAAUAACGAGGAUGAGCUCAGCAAAUGGAACAUCAAGCUGAAUAGCAGACACCUACGUCAACGCUUUUUGGAAUAUUUCUCAAAAAUCAUAAUUCCAAACGCAUACAUCCAGAAAGGCGACAAUGCAUGUUAUACUGUAGUUGAUUGUCUUUUCACACGUGAUUUUUGGACAAAGAUGACAUGGACAGGAAUCAGCCGGGGCAAUAAGGCUAAGAGAGGCUUCCGUGAAUACGGUAAUGUCAUUCAAUUAUUGGGCGAUAUAGUGCGAAUUGGUGAUCCGUCGUACACAGCACAGAAAUUAGAGCUGUUCUGCCGAAAUAAACUCUUUCGUUACUGUAAACCACGAUCUACGUGCCAGAAACUUCGGAAAUCGGCAUGCAGACCGAAACGCUCUCGUAAAGCAGCUGCAAUAUCUGCAGGUGAUGGACACAAUACAGACCACGAAGAUCCACCUUCAUCUGAUGAUGAUGAACGAAUGGUUGGAGAUGAAAGCAACUUUGAGUCUGAUGACGAAGAAUGUGAUGGAAAUACUUCGAUGGAUUCAGAUUAACUUCAGAUUCGAGUCUGCUCUUUUCUAAUUAAAUAUUAUAAGCAUUAUACCUAAGGACGUUGGU